Messenger RNA from Rhodamnia argentea, 868 nucleotides. RefSeq names its product squamosa promoter-binding protein 1. Gene Ontology annotation, cellular component: nucleus. The transcript has 2 exons. The record is from RefSeq and is a predicted model, not a curated record. Gene Ontology annotation, molecular function: DNA-binding transcription factor activity; DNA binding. The coding region runs from base 148 to 600 and encodes 150 amino acids. Lineage: Eukaryota; Viridiplantae; Streptophyta; Magnoliopsida; Myrtales; Myrtaceae. Gene Ontology annotation, biological process: flower development.
AGAGAGAAUGAUAUUGAGUAAAAGCUGAAAUGGCUUCUGUGGUCCUCACACUCACUAACUGUCCUUUUCAUCCCCUCUAUAUCUGAAUCUUGCUCUUCUCCUGUUCUCUUGCCACACCAAUCUCUUCUUUUCUUUUCUCCGAGGAAGAUGGAAUCGCCCGGAUUAGGCGAAGACAGAAGGAGCUUGAAGGACCGCAGGACGGAGGACGAAGACUUGGAAGAGGAGGAGGAGGAGGAAGACGAAGACGAGAGCAGCGAAGCCGAUACGAAGAGAUCGAGGGCGGCCACGGCUAGGUCUAGCAAGAAAGGCGGGUCAUGCAGCGGAUGGGCGCCACCGCCGUCGUGCCAGGCGGAGAAUUGCUCCACCGACAUGGCCGACGCCAAGCGGUACCACCGCCGGCACAAGGUCUGCGAGUUCCACGCCAAGGAGCCGGUUGUCGUGGUCGCGGGUCUCCAGCAGCGGUUUUGCCAACAAUGUAGCAGGUUCCACAAGCUGUCGGAGUUCGACGAAACCAAAAGGAGCUGCCGGAAGAGACUGGCUGGGCACAACGAGCGGCGGCGCAAAAGCUCCUAUGAUUAUCAAGGAGAAGGCUCAAACUGAAAAAUAAGAAGCAAGACUUUCACGAAGCCAGAGUCAAACGAAAGGGGGAGAAUCUCUUCCCCUCCUCGUCAAAUGCUCUCUUUUACAACCGAAUUGGGGAUCGAAUUAAGACCCGAAUUCCAGUUAUGUGAUCUUCUAAGCAUGCUCUCUCUCUUCUGUCAAUCCUCAACUCUUUGAAUGUCGUGACGUUUAAGCAAUGUUUUUGAACUUGAUGUUGCAUUCAUGCAUUUGUUUCAAAGAGUAUGCUUAAAGUAUCAUUUCGGCCAUC